This is a messenger RNA of Myzus persicae (green peach aphid), 3279 nucleotides long. RefSeq lists its product as uncharacterized. The transcript is spliced from 12 exons. The coding region runs from base 400 to 2088 and encodes 562 amino acids. The record is from RefSeq and is a predicted model, not a curated record. Lineage: Eukaryota; Metazoa; Arthropoda; Insecta; Hemiptera; Aphididae.
CAGCAACAGCAACAGCAACAGCGACAGCGACAGCAACAGCAGCCGUAGCGGCGCGGCGCGCGCGACGAGAAGAAAAGUCGGCGGAUAAGGUGAGACAAUUGAUUAACGAAUGUGGGCCAUUGGUUUUGCCCGGAUUUUUGGGCACCGGUUGCUGGGCAACAUCUCACCUGUAAUAGCCGUUGCCACGGCGACCAGGAGCCCCGGCGGGGCCAUCUGUUGCACGGGCAGAGCUCGGGGUAUAUACCAUGACCAAAGCCGCUGCAAAACAUUGAUGUAGACUACAUAUCGGAGCACACUAUUACUGCCUAUUUAUAGUAGCACUUAUGUAAUCGCCGGUGUCCCGUCGUCGUCGUCAUCGUCGUCGUCGUCGUCAUCGUCGCCGUCGUCGUCGUCGUCAUUAUGCAGCGGUCUUACAACGGCACACGGCAGGGCCAAGACUGUAUUAAGAAUCUGGAAGACUGCAGAGAUAAAAUAUGGAAGAAAUGCAAUGUGACCAAUUUAGUCGACCAUUCACCACACCCUUCAUGGGAUAAUGUGUGCGUUGAACAACUUGUGUGGACAUUUAAUAUACAUGCAUACGGAUUUGCCUGUCUUUUUUUCAUUUUAUCGUUCUAUGCCGUUUUUUCAAUCUUAAACAUCAGAUCACAAACAGCUAACAAAAAACCAUACAUGGCAGCAAUUAAUGCGUUAUUACUGGCUACAGGUAUUUGUAGGGCGUUUGUGUUAUUUGUCGACCCAUAUAAUACAAGACGAAACAUUUCAUCCGUUGUCACACAUUUGACAUGGGAUCUUGGCUUAUGCAGCUUAGUGACAGCCCUGUCCUUAUUACAAUUAGCCUAUUUACAACUAACUCAAUUGCAAGCGGGACCUUCAAAUAUGAGACGUAAAUCAGUCGUAGUGACAGCUACUGUAUUAAUUGUCGGAGUUCUUGUUCCAGCAGAUAUAGUUGCAUCCGUUGAUUACAAAUUAUGGGUUUUAGGUAAUGCUGUGCGUAUUCUUUUGCAUAUUUGGGGAAUUUGGCUUUGCUGUUUCUUCCUUUACUUAGGUGUUAAAGUGAUGACACUUGUUAAACGCAUGCCAAAGUCGGUCUUACAAAACUUUGAUUCACGACACAAGGGUAUAAUGCAAUUAGGAAUAUUAGCUCCAUACAAUAACUUAGCUACAUCAAUGGCAGCUGCAUUUGUACCAGCACUUUUAGUUCCACAUCAAUCAAAAUCAGAUUCCAAAGAUAGGCCAACUGUCAAGAUAACAGCACCAUCAGAAGUUGCUAAUAGCUUUAAUAGAAUGAAUCGGCGGGCUAGUAGUUUCGUGCAAAGACAAAAAAGAUCUGGAUCACUGUUAAGCCCAACUACACCUUCGAGAAGAUCUAGUGAAGUUCAAAGUAUCAUUCAAAAACGACUGAGUUGUGUGGAAGGAAGUAAGCAAUUUCUGGUAUUAAGUCCUAAUAACAAUGCUAGCGACAGUACAGAACCAGAAGAAAGUUCAUGGCGUAAGAGUUUUGCCAAAUCAAUAUCAUGGCAAUUUCCAAAAACUGGAGAAUCCGGCAUAACAAAUGAUACUUCACCAACAACUUCGUCAUCGUUACUCACGCCAUUACAACCACAAAGAAGUUUUAGACUUAAGUCUACCGGUCAGGCUGACCAGGAAACCAGGCCUACAACCAGACAUUCGAGCAGUUUUUCAGAUUUGAGUUCUGAAAUGACCUUAAGUACGAUAUUAAAUCAUAUUGCAUUUGUAAAUCGAGGAAAUGGAACAGGAGAUGCUAAAAUGGACAACGUUCGAAGACGUACUUCUAAAGUCGCUAUUACUAAAUCAGAAAUCGUUUUAGUGAUAAAAACCGUACAUGUCUGUGCAGGACUGGCAAUGUUAUUAUGUUUCUUUAACUUUGCUACAGACAUUAAUUUGAUUGGAGUUUACUCGUAUGACAAACCAUGGUGCUGGCUAAUUUUGCAAAGUGUGGUACGAGUUUUGGAAUUAUCGUUGGCGUGCAUGUUAGCAAACCUAACAAAACAACCAGUGAACGUCAUACACCACACUCAAUACACGCAUCCGUUGAGAGCGAAACUUCGGGGGUCAUUUUUCAUUUAGGCCCUGAAAAUCAAAAAUCAAAAGGGUUAAUUUUAUGACUUAAAAAAUAAUACAAUCACUGAGUUAAUCUUAAGUCUGACGGGAGUACUACGCAAAUGAGAUCGGGACCAUUAUUUCAAACGUGCAAUAACAGAUUUUACAAUAACAGAUUUUACAUUAAUACAUAACAGGUAUAAAUUUUAUAUUACCUUUAUGACUUAUUUACUUGAGAUAUUAUUAUUUGAUUUGUUCUCUAUUAUUAUUCACUUGAAUGUUUUUAACAUUAUUUGCGUAGUAUUCCUUAAGAAAUAUGCAAUCGAUCUUAUUUUUAAACUUUUCUCUAUCUUACCUCACACAUAUUAUAUAGGUAUGUACCACCUAUACACUCGAAUAUCUUUAUAAAUAUUAAAUAUAUAUAUAUAUAUAUUUCAUUAGUGGUUUAGGUAUAUUUUUAGAAAUUCGAGUAUUAUCACUCGAAAGUAUUUAACUACUUUAUUUUACACUAUAAUUAAGUAUCAGCGAAUGCAUUCGGGAAAGAAAUUUGAGUUACCAAAAAUAUUUUAUGUAUAAAAGGGUUACCUAUGUUAUACCUAUAAAGUGCGUGUGUGUAGUAGGCGAUUCGGAUUCACUAGUCAUACGUACCAUGUUUGAUGUUACAUUUUUUUUGUAUGCAAUGGUAGUGGUGGAUUUAAGAUAGAAUUCUAUUAAAAUUAUAGGUAAUCAACAAAAAUAUAAAGGCCUUUUGCAAAAGGUAGCUUUUACAAAACCAUUUCGUUGUAAUAGCGAAUGUUAAAUCAACUUCUGAUUGUAUGGUGAAAGAGUUCUGUAAAUAGGUACCAUAAGACAUAAUAUAGAACCAUAUAACCAUUAACGGUUUCUCACAAACAUUUUAGGCUUGGCAAUACAUAAUCUUAAUUUUACGACGUACAAAAUGCGAAAUAUAAAUAAUUGUUAAAAAAAAAUAGCCAAGAAGAACACCUGAACACCGUCUCCGAUAAAUGUCCCACUCUUCGAAAACACCACUGCGUUUAACUAAAUAAUAUGCUUCAUGAAUUAUUAUAAUACUCUAUGCAGAAUAAACUAUAAAAAUAGAUUGGGUAUUAGUGAAGUACGUAUUUAUUACUAUAAAUUAUAACAUUAUUCUUUUAAAAAUAAAUUUUGCUUAUACCUAAACAGGUAUAAUAUAUUAUAUAGGUAUUAGGUUCAUUAUCC